Messenger RNA from Equus quagga, 5030 nucleotides. RefSeq names its product protein phosphatase 6 regulatory subunit 2 (gene PPP6R2). The record is from RefSeq and is a predicted model, not a curated record. The coding region runs from base 491 to 3298 and encodes 935 amino acids. Gene Ontology annotation, molecular function: protein phosphatase binding; protein phosphatase regulator activity. Gene Ontology annotation, cellular component: nucleus; cytosol. The transcript is spliced from 25 exons. NCBI's taxonomy places the organism in Eukaryota, Metazoa, Chordata, Mammalia, Perissodactyla, Equidae.
UGAAGCGACGCGAGCGCCUUCCGCAGCCCGAGCCCGUAGCGAGCCGCCGGCCGGCCCGCGCCGUGUCCGUGGGCGCCGUGUCCGUGGGCGCCGCGCCGGGCCGGGCCCAUGUGCGGGCGGCCCGUCCCAGGCCGCCCGGGCUCCGCCUCCGCCAGCGCCCUGGCCCCCGCCGGGGCCUCCGAGGAGCCGCCGCGUCGCCCGGCCCGCGGGGCAGAUGAAGAGAUUAUAAAUCUUCCACUGAAUGAAAAAAUUUUUCUUAAAGUUGCAUAUACUCCAAGAAAAAAACAUAAUUUUUUAAAUAUUUUGCCUGAAUUCAAAAUUUAAACAAGAAGCUUCAACAGAAGUCCUUUUUUAGGAUCCUGCUAGAAAAACUUGUCCCAUUUGGUUUAUCGGAACUUGUGGUCCCUCCAGCCACUCACCCACUCUAUGGCUAAAAGCAGUAUUCACAGACGCCUCCUCUAGCUGCCCUGUCUUCUCUGUGGCUGUCAUCAUGUUCUGGAAGUUUGAUUUGAACACCACGUCCCAUGUCGACAAGCUGCUGGAUAAGGAGGAUGUGACGUUGCGUGAGUUAAUGGACGAAGAUGACAUCUUGCAGGAGUGCAAGGCUCAGAACCGGAAGCUGCUGGACUUCCUCUGCAGGCAGCAGUGUAUGGAGGAGCUGGUGAGCCUCAUCACACAGGACCCACCCCUGGACAUGGAAGAGAAGGUCCGCUUCAAAUAUCCAAACACAGCUUGUGAGUUGCUGACGUGUGACGUGCCACAGAUUAAUGACAGACUAGGAGAGGACGAGACUCUGCUGAACCUUCUUUAUGACUUCUUGGACCAUGAGCCACCUCUCAAUCCUCUGCUUGCCAGCUUUUUCAGCAAGACCAUUGGCAAUCUCAUUGCACGAAAAACUGAACAGGUGAUUGUGUUCUUGAAGAGGAAGGACAAAUUUAUCAGCCUGGUAUUGAAGCACAUCGGCACCUCGGCCCUCAUGGACCUGCUGCUGCGCCUCAUCAGCUGUGUGGAGCCAGCUGGGCUCCGGCAGGAGGUUUUGCACUGGCUUAAUGAAGAGAAGAUCAUCCAGAGACUCGUGGAGUUGAUCCACCCGAGUCAGGAUGAAGAUAGGCAGUCCAAUGCUUCUCAGACUCUCUGUGACAUCGUCAGGCUGGGCAGAGAGCAGGGCAAUCAGCUGCAAGAGGCUCCGGAGCCAGACCCCCUCCUCACAGUGCUGGAGUCGCAGGACUGCGUGGAACAGCUUCUGACGAACAUGUUUGACGGAGAUCAGACUGAGAGCUGCCUCGUCAAUGGGACUCAGGUGUUACUUACCUUGUUAGAAACAAGGCGGGCUGGGACAGAGGGCUUGGUGGACUCCUUUUCUCAGGGACUGGAGAGGUUGUGCACUGUCAGUGGCAGCAUCCUGCACGGCAUUGAGCCACGGCUGAAGGACUUCCACCAGCUUCUGCUCAGCCCUCCAAAGAAAAAAGCAAUCCUGACCACCAUCGGUGUGCUGGAGGAGCCCCUGGGGAAUGCCCGUCUGCAUGGUGCCCGCCUUAUGGCUGCACUGCUGCACACCAACACCCCCAGCAUCAACCAGGAGCUCUGCCGACUCAACACCAUGGGCUUGCUGCUGGACCUGUUUUUUAAGUAUACCUGGAAUAACUUUCUGCACUUCCAAGUGGAGCUAUGCAUAGCCGCUAUUCUCUCCCAUACUGCCCAGGAGGACAGGGCAGAAGCCAGUGGACCCCAGAGCAGGGUUGAGCCUCUGCCUGGGAACAGGGACUCAGAGGCCCCCCAGCCUGCCGCUGGCCACCCCGAGAACACAAUGGUGACCCAUCUGUUCCAGAAGUGCUGCCUAGUCCAGAGGAUCCUGGAGGCCUGGGAAGCCAAUGACCACACACAGGCAGCGGGUGGCAUGAGGCGUGGAAACAUGGGCCACCUCACCCGGAUCGCCAACGCCGUGGUGCAGAACCUGGAGAGGGGCCCCAUGCAGACGCACAUCAGCAAGAUCAUCCGAGGGCUUCCUGCGGAUUGCCGCGGGCGCUGGGAGAGCUUCGUGGAGGAGACGCUGAGGGAGACGAACCGCAGGAACGCCGUGGACCUGGUAAGCACCCACCACCUUCACCCCUCGAGUGAGGAUGAGGACAUGGAGGGCGUUUUCCCUAACGAGCUGUCCCUGCAGCAGGCUUUCUCGGAGUACCAGGUCCAGCAGAUGACGGCCACCUUCGUGGAUCAGUUUGGCUUUAAUGACGAGGAAUUUGCAGACCAAGACGACAGUGUCAAUGCCCCCUUUGACAGGAUCGCAGAGAUCAACUUCAGCAUCGACGCUGACGAAGACAGCCCCAGUGCAGCUCUGUUUGAGGCCUGCUGCAGUGACCACAUCCAGCCCUUUGAUGAUGAUGAGGAUGAUGACAUCUGGGAGGAUAAAGAGACACACUGUACCACCCGAGUGACAGCCAGAGCCCGAUUUGGGGGCCCUCAUACCUCAGAGAGCUGCUCAAAGAACAGCCUGGAGCCUGGAGGCCAGGAUGGGAAGGAGGGCUCGGAAGCAGAUGGGGAUGCGGCUCGGGCAGGCACCCCUCCGGCCACUCCCCAGAAGGAAGGUCCCCGCAUGGAGGGUGACCCAGAAGGUGCCACGUGGACAAUGUUCGAUGAGCCAGUGAGCUCAACGACGCCAGCUCCAGGAGUGGCAAUGGACGUGGGUUCCAGUGUGUGGGCAGCCAGCACCCCCAGCGCCUCAGUUCUGGAAGAAAAAGGCUGGGCCAAGUUCACUGACUUCCAGCCUUUCUGCUGCUCCGAGUCGGGGCCCAGAUGCAGCUCCCCAGUGGACAGAGGCCGUGGCGAUGCCCAGGGUGGCCCGAACCAGGGCCGAGAGAGAACUGUUGGCCCAGCCUCCCCAUGUGCCUGGAAUGUGUGUGUUGCCAGCAAGGCCUCCCUGGUGGCCUCCAACAGCGACAAGGAUGAGCAGAAGGUGGUUGGUGCCUUGGAGGCUGUUAGCAUUGUUCCUGGCCGGGAGGCCUCCCCACUGCCCACAUCAGCCCCCAGGGCUGAGUGUGGUGCCAGCAUGCUGCCAGACCUCGCCUCCCCUGCACCUGCAGAAGUGACCUCUGCCCCAGCUAUGGCUGGCCCCACCCCGGCAGUCUCUCCUGUGCUGGCUAUGGCCAUCCCCCCGGGGCCCAUGGUGGCUAUCACCACCACAGCCCCACCCACGGCCAGCCCAGCUGUCUCCACAGUGGCCACCCUGGGGUCAGUGACAAAGGACAGGAAGAUGGAUAUGCCGCCGCCCACAGGAGCCACCCUAAAUGGCCCCGUGUGACGCUGCUGCCGCCCAGCCAUGGCGCGCCCUUAAUCAGAAAACUACCUGGUGAUGCAAUUUGUCUUUUUUAAUUUAAUUUAAGUUAAUUUUAAAAUAAAUGCUGCAUUGGUAAAGCUGGCAGUUGGAACCGGUCAGAAGGCCCAGCUUCGUCUCUCCUGCCUGGCCCCACACACAGCAAUAAGGCCUCAGAUGUGCCCUCUGCCUGCGGGAGCCGGGGGCCACAACCCCAAGACGCCAUGAGGACUGAGGGCUGUGACGUCACAGGCUCUGAGCCUCCAUUUUUACUGAUUUUUUAACAAACACAGGAAGAGCCGCGUGUUUGCACUUUGUAUCCAGCCGCAGUGAAGGGUCUCCCCUCCUCUGGGGACAAAUGCAGGUCUGGAGCUGGGCUGGACCAGACAAGGUCUUUGCUGCCCAGUGGCCCGAGGAGCUGGCCUUGAGCCAGGCUGCAAAAUUUGACUGCCUUAAAAAUACAAGACCCUUGCCUGGUGGGGAUGCCCCGGCCCCUCAUGCCCCAGUGUAUGGUGGGGGCACCUGGCAGGAGGUGGGUGCAGUGGGUGCAGAGACUGCCUGCAACAGUGCUGGGUGGGGUGGGGUCUGCACCUGUUGGGAAGGGCAGGGCCGCAUCGUCCUGGAGGGGUCUGCAGGAUUACUUUAUGUUGAGUCCAUUUUUAUGAUAAUCUGACAGGGCACCCAGAAACCCAAUUCCCAAUAAAACUUGUGUUAUUACUGACAAAAUGGCGUACUCCUAAGCUGCAGGCCCUGGAACCCCAAGCUGGCUGGUGGUGGGGGUGUUUUUCUGCUGCCCCCAGGCCCAUCCUCAUGUCUCAGCAGCAAGUGUCAACACCUGAGUGAACACUGAGUUUCUCUCCAUGAAACAAGUUCUGCGUGGGAGCUCACGAGUCAAACAUGUGGAGCUAUUGCUGUCCCCAGAAGGCCAUCCCGUCCUCACACUUGCUUGGACAGAGGGGCAGCAUGAGGCAAUACCUCACCGCCAGUGGGGUCUGUCCUGGUUCCUCACAGCCAGGAGGAGGGUCUCCCAGCAGUGUCUCCAUCUCUCUUAAGAGGUCCUAGUCCUGCACUGACCUUGCCCUUUGGCCCCUGCUUUGGUGACAUCUCACCUCACCACCUCUCCCUCAAGAAUAGCCCUCAGCCCCCACGUGAAAUGGUGCGGGCACAGGAUUCCAGGCUUGUGGGUUUCCUGGGUAUUGGGAACCUUGGUCUGAUGGCCAGCCACAUGGUCUGGGGAGGACCUGGGUGCUCUCCUCACAGGCCACCGGAAGUUACUUGGGGGUCCUCCCUAUGCCUGCACUUGUGUCUCACACACCACCAUCCCCUCUGUAACCCAGAUCCAGUGGCCACCAACCCAGACCUCUCGGAUGGUCUCUCGGCCUCUGUGAAGGCCACACUGCCAUCCCGCCCACUGUCUCCCCUGCCCCUAGCUGGCACCUGUUGCAUGGGAGGUGCUGGUCCUGGUGAGACUUGCAUUUGAAUGGGAAAGGAGACAAGCAAGAAAUCCCAAUGAUGACCCUUAUGCCAAAGACCAGGGUUGGGGCAAGGAGGUCAGGGUUUGAGGCAAGCCCCAGGGAAGGGAGAAGACAGGUGUUUGGAACCAAGUUCACAGAACUGAGCAGCUGUCAGGUCCCCAUGCCCCACCUCCCAUGUGUAAAGCCGUUUCCCAAAUUCUCAAGGCCACUCGCUCUCUGGGGAGCCCACCUUCCUCAGGAUCUCC